AUGUCGUUCCCCUUCCCUGUGCCGCAGCCGGGUCUAACGGCCCCCGAACUCAUAGAACCACAGUCGCCGCGCAUGAGCCGGCAGAUUGUGGAAGCGACAAAAGAAGAUAAUGCCAAUCGUGCUGAGAUAGAACUGGAAGCAGCGGCUGACGAAGCAACAGGCAAGCUUCAGGAAGCUCUCGAUAUUGGCGAACCACCGCACAGCCCCGAAGAAAAGGAAACGAAAGCUCGAGAGAAAAGCGGAUUCCUAACCAACAUCUUAGAAAAAGCGGCUCAGGCGUUCUCGUCAUCUAGUCUGACUCAACUAGAAGGAGGAGAAGAAGUCCGGCAGUUUCAGAGGGGCGUUAUUGCAGCGCUGGAAAAGCAAACGCUUCCGUCGCCAAUGACGAAAGCAGACUUCGAUGAGCUGGAAGAAGCCGCAGCACCGAAGCUGGUACCCGAGUGCGUUCGAGAUUACUCUCUUCAGUGCCCUGAAGCCUUCAGGUCCGACGGGGCGAAUUGCGUUGCGUUGGAUUCGUACAAAGGGCCAUGCGCGAAAAUACAAACAGAUCUGCACAAGCUCACGGAAGAUCAGAAGGUGGCCUGGUCGGAUAUUUGCCAGGCCAGCUUCCCGUGCUUGCCCGAUAGUUGCCCCGUUGGCUCCAACUAUAAAAGGCAAUGUCCUGUGGGAUGGAAGUUAGAUGCCGAUGGAAGCUGCCGAAGCGCUUCGGGCAAGCCUCCGUGCGACAACAAAAUCCGGGGGGACUCAUCCGCUGAGGAGAAAGCAAACUUCGAGUCAACUUGCCACGUGCGUUGGCCUUGCCUUCCCCGUAGGUGCUCCAAGGAUUACAGCACCGCGUGCCCGGAAGGUUGGCAUCAGUCGUCCAACCGUAUGUGUUCGCCUCCGCCGCUCUACAAAGGUCCCUGCAACCAAGCUGUUGACAUGAGUGGAUACGUUGGAAGGAGCGAUUUGAAGGCAUCUUUUGAGAAGAGGUGUCUGGCCACCUGGCCGUGCAAUUGGGCCGUGGCUACUCGUCAAAGAGAUUACGAAGCACCUUGUCCCCUGUCCUGGAUUCGCUUGACUGACAGGACUUGCGAGGCACCACCGGACUUCCAACCAUCGGCGGACUGUCCUCGUCGAAUAAAUUCUGCAAUGUCCGCAUCUGAGAAAGCAUCGUUAGCAGUUGAAUGUGAUGUAGAUUUCCCUUUCGCGGAACGUGGACAGUGCCCGCGAGAUUUCUCUUCCAGGUGUCCGAUCGACUGGGUUGACGUAGGAGACGGACACAAUUGUCGGGCUCCUGAAGACUACAUGGGAAACUGCGAUCGAGUGCUAAACUUUGGCAGGAUGAGCGACAGUCAGAAGGUCGAUAAGAUGGCUGUAUGCACAGUUGACUGGCCUUGCGUCGGCGAAUGGACUCGGGGAGCUACGUUGGUUCACUUCUCAACGACAACGAAAUCCCCCUCGCCCCCAUCUACUGCAGAGCCGAACGGCGCCCUCAACGAAAGUGGUGUUGUGGAAACUCCCCUCACGCAGUAA
Molecule: messenger RNA, 1515 nt
Organism: Neospora caninum
Lineage: Eukaryota; Apicomplexa; Conoidasida; Eucoccidiorida; Sarcocystidae
Product: putative plasmodium falciparum CPW-WPC domain-containing protein
Exons: 9
Coding region: 1-1515 (504 amino acids)
Source: RefSeq, a predicted model, not a curated record